Cavia porcellus (domestic guinea pig) is the source of this 8255-nucleotide messenger RNA. It is a transcript of the gene Malsu1, whose product is annotated as mitochondrial assembly of ribosomal large subunit 1. The record is from RefSeq and is a predicted model, not a curated record. Bases 35 to 760 code for a protein of 241 amino acids. Gene Ontology annotation, cellular component: mitochondrion. NCBI's taxonomy places the organism in Eukaryota, Metazoa, Chordata, Mammalia, Rodentia, Caviidae. The transcript has 5 exons. Gene Ontology annotation, biological process: negative regulation of translation; negative regulation of ribosome biogenesis. Gene Ontology annotation, molecular function: ribosomal large subunit binding.
AGCCCGCCUCGUGACGUCACGCCCGGCGACGGCGAUGGGGCUGGGUGGCUGUGUGGCGCUACGAGUGGGGUCGCUGCUGUGGCGCGGGGCUGUCUCCCGGGGAGCUUGGCCUGCAGCAGCUGCGACACCCCGGCUUCAGCUGCUGGCGUUGGGACGGCUUCCCGCGGCACCGGCGCUCUUCCGGACCUGCCUGACUUCGCAGAUUGUGCGCGGCGGGCCUCAACGGGAGGAGCGGACGGACGGCGAGGGCCGCCCGGAGCCAGGCGCUGCAGAUAAUGCCAGUCCCAAGUUUGACAUCGAUAUGCUGGUUUCGCUUCUGAGGCAAGAAAAUGCAAAAGACAUUUGUGUGAUCAAGGUUCCUCCAGAAAUGAGAUACACUGAUUACUUUGUGAUCAGCAGUGGAACUUCCACCCGACACUUACAUGCCAUGGCCUUCUACAUUGUGAAAAUGUACAAAUGCCUGAAAUGCAAAAGUGAGCCUCAUGUUAAGAUUGAAGGCAAGAACACCGAUGACUGGCUCUGUGUGGAUUUUGGCAGCAUGGUGAUUCAUUUAAUGCUUCCAGAAACCAGAGAAACAUACGAAUUAGAGAAAUUAUGGACUUUACGCUCUUAUGAUGACCAGUUAUCUCAGAUACCGCCUGAGACAUUACCUGAAGACUUCAUUCUUGGAAUAGAAGAAGAGGACACUUCCUUGGUGACUCCAGUGGAGUUCAAAUGGUAUCUGGAAAAUGAAGCUGCACUUGGGGCACUUUAUAGAUGAGGAAUGAUCCAUUCGUGGUGAGUACAAGACCCAAUUACAGAAUUAUUUCUUAGUACCAGAUACUCCAAAAAUUACCAAUGCUAAAGGAAAAGGAAAACAUGAUUUGCCACACAAGGAUAAAAGUGAAAAAUAUGGCAGAAUUUAUACCAGCAGAUGUAAAUGUAGCACCUACUUGUAUUUUUUUAAAUCAAGUAAUAGAAAAAUCAAAUUUUGAGGAAGAGCUCUGGCCUUAAGUACAUCUCACCUGUAACCCAACAAGAAAGCCAGUCCAUGAUUUUUUUAGCAAUUUAAAUUCAUUGUAUGAAAAAAAAGGUGAAUUCAGUGACAAAAAGGGCACUUUUUGGCUAAAACUACAAAAUAAACUGGUCUUCUGAAAAUAUUUAGGAAAAUGAUUUUCAAAAUGUCUAAUUGAUAUUGCUGAUAUUCAGAAAAACUUGAGUCUGCAUGAAACUUAACUAGUCUGUGUAGAAAUUCAUCUUGAAAUACAAAUGAGGCAGUAUUUUAAAGGGUUAUAUAAUGCCCUUGAGAUCAGUGUAAUGAGAUGACUGUGAUCAUCUUAUGAAGAAAAGGAACAAAACAAUUCAGAGAGCAGCGUGGCUUCCAAACCACCCACACAACUGCACAAUCCUGGGCUUUGCCAUCAAGUUAAGGAAUGGUAAAUGAGUUCAGUUUCAAAGAUCAGGUGUUCUCAGGCAUUGAAAUUGCAUUCCCGUAACAUUUUUGUUGAGUCCUCUAACUUCUGACUUACUUUCAGAUAACGAGCACAGGGUGUGCUACAAUCUAUAUAUUUUAAGCAGACUUAAAAAAAAAUCAUCCAUUUCUUAAAAGUAGGUUAGCAAGGCUUUUGACAUUGCCAGGCACAAAGAAAUGUAGCCUUUUGUUAUUUUAAACUGUCACUGUCCUGUUGUAUUAUUCACAAAUCAAUUCUUUUGGAAUUUGCUCUUAAAGGUUACUGGCAAACUAAGCAUCCUGUAAGACAAGUUGAAGCUUGUUUUUUGCCUGUUUGAAGUCCUAUUUUUGCUAUCAACACAACUUUCUUCAGGUAGAUAGUCAAAGCACAAAGCAUUUAUGUAUUCAAUCAUAUAGUUAAUCAAGAAACCUGAAGUCUCCUAAAGCCAUUUAAAACUAGGUGUUCCAAAACCUGCCGCCACCACUUUGCUGUUAGCACCACCAAAAACAUUCCAACUAUAAACAAAUAAGUGGCAUCGCUGCUCUCCGAAUAUAGGCACUGCUCUAUAUCUUUGAACAUUUAUUGGAUUUUCAACUAAUAACUGUGUCAGAAGCCUCAAAAAACCUGAAAUUUUCUGGCUUUACUGUCACCAGCCAGAAGUAAAAUUAUUUUUCACUUAUUUGCCUGUUAGCUGACAGCUGUUAAGUUUUACAUUUAUUUUUUAAAAAACAGUUGGACUUUUAGCUUUAUAAAGUAUAUAAAAUUUUCAAAAAGAGUUGUUUUUCACUGUAUUACUGAAUACCUGAGGUAGUUGAGUAAAAAUGCACGUUAAUACCCCUGCCAACACCAUUCAGCACUUCCCUUAGGUUGUGUUAGUGUUAGAUUAAAAAUAAAAGAACAGGUUUUCUAUGCUAAUGGCUUAACAUCAAAGUUUCUGUGAUAAUUCUAUUCUGAUCCAAUUUUAACAAUUGGAUUUAGGAGCAAUCUUUUUGAUGAAUUUAGUGAAUGCACCAUUCAAGCCGAUUUCUGGCACUAUGGGGGAAUAUUAAGAAAAAUUAGAAUAUUCGUUAUACUGUGAGACUACAGCAAAGGGAAGUGCAGAGCUCUUUCUCUCCCUCUCCCCUUUUCUUUUCUCUUCUUUUCUUUAAAGCUGGGUGUCAAACAUUUCAGAGAGCAUAAAGUAUACAUUCUCACAGAGACAGGAGUUCAAAAGUUGCCUGGUCCUCAGAAACAACUGGCUAGGUAACAACUUGUGCAUGUGAUUCUGGAUGGGGUCAAAGUCCGUCUGUUGGUUAAGCAAUCUGUCUUUGGUUUGGCAUCUGCCUCUGUGGUGGGCUUUCCUGAGCCUUUACUUCCACCUUGACUGAGGUGGUCCACUUUGCAGAGCCUUCUGCUGUUGGUGCUGCUUUACCUGAGUCAGAAUUUCCUGAAUUUUUCUCUGGGCAACCUGCAAAAAGACAGAAAAAUCUGCCUAAUCAGAACUGACUUUAUUGUUUUCAUUUUAACAACUUCAAAAAUCCAUCUGAAGAUUAGAUACAUACUGAUAAUGGCUAGCAAUCUCUGAAAUCACCUACUAAAAAGCUAGGCACACAGGGGCUGGGGAUUUAGCCCAGCAGCAUAAGCGCCUGCCUUGCAAACAGGCAGUUGUGAGUUCGAUCUCUGGUACCGAUAAAAAAGAAAAAGACAAAAAAAAAAAAAAGCUAGGCACACUGGCACAUGGCUGUGGUCCCAGGUACAUGGGUGGGGGAGAAGGAUCAGUCCUUGAGGCCAGGAGUUCUGGGCCAGCCUAAACAGACUGAGACUCUUAAUCUCUUACAAAUAAAAACCUGUUGAGCAUCAAACAAUGUUAAAUAUUUUCAUGGAUGGUAGACCUGUGUGAGAACUGCUUCCACUUCAGAGAUACGCAAAAGAGCUGGCUUAUUUUAGUGCCCACUUACCUGGCAAGCAUAGAAAUGACCAGUUAUUUUGACAACCACUUGGUCAUUCUCAUCAGGUGUCUGGUCACGAGGGACAACAACUUCAGCACUUGACAGAUUCUGGAGUUCAUUCACCUGAAAGAGAAACACACAUCUUGUUAAGUAGCGUUUUAAAACACUACCAUUUCUGAAGCACUUACUAUGUACCAGACACUGAGCUAUGGCUUUGUAAGUUUCAUACUGUCACUAAUAAUUCUGAGCUUAAUAACAUUGUCCCCAUUUUAAGAUAAUUAGAACUUCAAGACUCAGCCAUAAGAAGUUAUCUGUCCAUUUACACAAGUAAAUGGGAAACAGAUUCAAAUCAUGGUAAUAUGAUUUCAAAGUAUAUGUUUUUAAUGAUUUUAAAAUUUUUAAGUAGCCUUGGAAAUGACCUACAUAUUAUGUUAGAAGAAGACUGGAGGCCAUUUGCUUUUUUUGAACAAAGUCACGAUGAAAUUUUAAAAUCUUCAGUUCAUUCACAUUCUUUAGCAUUUGUAGAAUGAAGAGCUUCAGUUGUAACAACAGAAUUGAUGCUGAAUGAUUUACAAUGCAAGACAUUUCUGUCAGUCAUCUGAAAGACAUUACUUUCACUAGUAGCUGACACCAGCACUCCAGUAUUACUCAGUUUUCUCCAAACCUUGGUCAAGAUGGUCUUGCUUUUUUAUAAAUUAGCCAAAAUUCAGAGACUUGAAACUCCUAAGUACCUCCCAGCACUUUCCCUUUCAUACCACCGCACGGGUUUUGCUGAAGUACUUGCCGUUUUGCCUCCUUUUCCAAUAACCCUGCCAGCAGCAAAGGAUGGCACUCUGAUAUGAGCUUCAAGUUUCACUUCUUCUUUAGGACUAACAAAGUUUUCUUCUUUAAUUUUUCCAUAAAUUCUUCCCUGAGCCUGCAGGCAAAGUACAACCUGUUAGUGCCUUUCAUGAUUGAAACACAAAAGUUGAACUGAAUCUAACUGGAAUGUUGAAGAUAGCAUACAAGAUCAUAAGAGAAGUUAAGGAGCCCUGGAAAGUGACAAUAACUGCAUGCACCACAUAUAAGGCAACAAUGAAUGAUGAAAGAGAAGCCAUACUCUUUUAUGAAAGCAGCCAAAGGCAACUGCUAGUCUGGCUAAAACACAUUUUUUUGUGGGCAAAUGGCCAUCUAUACUCCAUGCUUGAAAAAUAAAAACUCAUCUGGUAUAAGAAAUAAACUACAUUUUUCUUGAGCAAAAGAGACUGAGAAAAAGACACUGUGGUACAUGGCUAUAACCCCAGCUAUCCAGGCUGAGGCAAGAGCUACCAGGCUGAGUGCACCACUUGCCUGGGCAGCACAGCCAGAUUCAAAAAAAAAAAAAAGGUACUCAUAUCCUAAUAUUUAAAAACAAAACAAAAAAACCUGGGAAAGAACUACACAGCCAGCUGUGCCACACUCACAAAGAGAAAUGCUCCUGUCUUAAUGACCAGAUAGAAACCUGGUGAGAGGAAUAUUCUGUGUAAACAUGUUACUACUUAGCCAGGCGAUUUCUGCUAAGAAGCUCCAAACUCAAGUUAACACUUACACGUAGCACCUUCUGUUAGGUACACUCGUUAACUUGCUGUGGUUGCACCAUAGGAAAUAGAACUUGAUCUAAUCUGACUAGACCAAUCUGACUGGAACAAUGCACAAAAACACUGUUGGUGUAGAAAUGCUAAGCUCGUUGUAGAGGAUUAAAGACAAAAUUUUAUCUGUACUGUAUUCCAUCCAACCUUAAUGUCUCAGCCAACAUGGUCAAAGAACUCCAGGAAUGUUCAAUGUUGUCUAAAACAUAAGCUCUUAAAAUUUGUGAGAGAAAACAUAGGAUAGGAGGUUAACUAUUCCUUAGGUUACUAACAUAAAGUACUCAUUUUGAAUAGUCACUGAUCACGUGAGUGACUUAAACAUUAUGGCUUCUCUAAGUGUUAAUCUUUUUUUCUUUUUCUUUUUUUUUUUUUUGCUUUUGAGAGAGGAUUUCAACUACACAGAGUUCAGGCUAGUCUUGAACUUAGCGUGAUCCUUCUAUCUCCACAUCCCAAGUGCUGGGAUUAACAGGUGUGCUCCACCAGGCUUGCUCUUGAGUAUUAGUUGUAAGAUGACUGUAAUAUUACCAUUUGAGGAAACAUGGAAAUAACUGAAUCUCUUACCAUACAAGCAUAUAAUAAUUGCAAGACAGUAAUUCCAACUAUAAAUAAAAGCACUAAAGAGAAACAUGCAAUAAUUGAUGUUUGGUUAUGGUUCUACUUAAUCUUAGACAUGAAUUUUCAGAUUCUGUCUACUGUAUAUAAGUGAAUAUAUGUAUGUAUAUACACACAUACACAUACCUGUUCUGCAAAAGCACUGUCAUUCACCCCAUCAUUUGCUACCUGUGCACAUACCUUAAACUGCGCCUCUGGUGGUCCAGUAAUGAUCACCAUCCUCACUUUAGCAUCUGGUGCUUCAGCUGGAGCAAUCUGUAACAGACCAUCAGCAACAAGUUGUUAAACUUAUUGGUGUCACUGAUAGAAACCUUAGGCCAACCAAUGUGACACCUGCACAUAACUGACUGAAAUGCAGCCUGGCGUAGUAGCCCAGUCUUUGAUCAGACAGUAACUAAGGCAGAGGGGGCAGCUGCUGUUUGGGUUGCCUGGGGUUUGAAUCACUACACUAGCAGCACUCAAGUGUGCUCCGCAGCCUAUCUGCAUCUCAUCUAAGCCUUACCCUGUGUUGAGACUACUGCAUUCUAUGACUUUUUCUGUCAGAGGAAAGGGCACUGCUUUUUAAAAAUAAUGUCUGAGCUCCUUUCACAUCAUUUACAAAGAAAACUUGAUUUACAUACAUUGUCAGAUUUAUAAAUCACACACACAUACAAAGACAGCAGGCAGAAACCAGCCUUCUCACGUCACAGGAAAGAUUUAGGGAUGACUCCCAACCAGGGAGUUGUCAAUCACCAUAAAAGAAAAACUUACUAAACAGUUGCUGUGAAAAAAACAAAAUAAUCCUUACUAUGUGAAACAAAAUUUUUAAAAAGCAUGGUUAUUUAUGAGAAAAAAAAGCAAAAAUACAAGUUACCCUAAGUUUUGCCACUAAGGAUUACUUUGUUCCCUAGACCUUUUCCCAUGUGUGUUUAAUAUUAAUGUCUUUUUAAUGAAGUCAUGUUUCCUGUCUCCAUCAACAAAGCUAACAUUUCUGUCCCCUAGAGCGAAGUUCCUUUAUGAAGUGUACGGACUUGUUUUGAGUUUAGUAAAAGCUCGAGAUUAUUCACAAGAAAUCACUAUUAAUCGGCCAGGGAUAUAGGUGAGUGGCAUAAGCACCUGCCUGGCAGGUGCAAGGUCCUGAGUUUGGUUCCUGGGUACCCACCAAAAAAAAAGAAAGAAAAGAAAAGAAAUCAUCGCUUAAAAAAAAGUAUCGUUGUUCAAGUUUCAAACAAUGGAAUUUUUGAGUUUUUCCAAUUUUUUUGUAUGUAGUGUUGAAGAUUGAACUCAAGGCCUCAUGCAAACUAGACAAGUGCUUUGCCACAUAGCUACAUUGCUCACUCACUGUGUGUUUUGUUUUGUAAAUAUCUGUCAGUACUGGUGACAAGAGCUGGGGCGAACGGAACUCAUGCACUGAAGUUAGGAAUAUAAAUUGCUGUAUAUAAUCUCUCAAACCUGAAAAAAGCACAUGCCCUUUAAUCCAGUGUCUACUUCUAUAAGUCUGAAGUUGGUUAUCUCAUUUUACUUAUCAUCGGAUUGCUUGUACAGGGUAAAAUUAGGAAUGUAAAUAUCAUGGCCUGGUGACCACAUGUAUGCCUAAUAAUGUCUAUGUUUUGAGAUGUACCCAUAUGUAAAUUUAUACUAAGUAUUAACAGUUGUGGUCAUCCUUGCAGAUUACAUAUUUCAGACUUUAUGGAAACAUUUUUCAACCUCACCUGGAAAUGUUCAUAGCUGGAUGUGGUGAUACAUGCUAGUAAUCCUGACACUCUGGGAGGCUAAAGCUGGAGGAUCCCAAGUUCAAACCCAGUGUGUAUAACUUAGAGACCCUAUCUCAAAAUCUCAAAGUGCUAAGGAUUUAGCUCAGUGUGAAGGCAAUGGGUCUGAUCUCUAGAGCGGGAGACAUCAGGGGUUGACACCAGGAACUGGCAGAAGGACUUCAACAGAAAAAUAAAUGAGCUUUUAAUAAUAACCAAUUCCUAUUUAAGAACUGUUGCUCAGUUAUUUUCCAAAAUGGAUCUACCAGGUUUGUGUUUGAGCACAUCUCACAGAUUGUAUUUUGUGUGUGUGGUACAGGCUGAGCUCAAAUUUUUAGUCCUGUUGCCUCAACCUCCCAAUGUUGGGACUGUAGGCCUGUACCUCCUCUCCUAGCCUCAAAGGUGUUUGUUUGCUUCUUUGAACUUAAUCAUGAAGUAGUACAAUAGUAAAGUCAGGUCUUCACUUGAUCUUUUACUGUGUCUUUUCACUUUACCCACUUUGGCUAGGUUUCCUGGUCCUGGAUUUCAUUACCUUUUACUGCAAGGAUGUAUGUAAGGACUCUUUUUCUGUUUUGACUUCUAAUUAUUUAAUUUUCAUACUGUAAGUCAUUUUUGGUGUCUAGGUCUAGGAAGAUAAAUGCAUACUCAUGUUGUUACCUCAAUAUUAAAAUACAGAUUGGUUCCAUCACCUACCAGUUAUUCGUUCUCCUCUUGAAGCUGUGUUUUCACUCCCUCCUCCUUCCUUUCCUAGCAACCACCAACUCUCCCUAUAGCCUGCCUUUUCUAGAAUUAUUAGUCACACAGUGUAUGGCCUUCUUCCUCUCAGCGCUAUGAAUGGUUCCUUUAUAGUGCUCAGUAAUAUUGUGUAGAUAGGUAGAUCAUACUUUAUCCAUUCACCAUUUGAAUGGUUUAUUUGUGGAGUUACAAUAAAGACUUCAUAGAAGUGUA